Molecule: messenger RNA, 1623 nt
Organism: Saccharomycodes ludwigii
Lineage: Eukaryota; Fungi; Ascomycota; Saccharomycetes; Saccharomycodales; Saccharomycodaceae
Exons: 2
Coding region: 1-1623 (540 amino acids)
Biological process (GO): Group I intron splicing
Cellular component (GO): ribonucleoprotein complex
Source: RefSeq, a predicted model, not a curated record
AUGAAAUCUUCUCAAGCAAUCUUACAAUAUAAGACCGUAAUUGGUGAAAUUGUAAGCAAAGAAUUAUCAAAUUUACCAGGUUCUGCUGCUUCCCUAGAGUCUCCUUUAGAUGUAUUCAAAACACCGUACUACAAAUACUCCAAAAACAAAAACAAAACAACAAUAGAUGAUGGUGAUGUAAUAUUACGUCGAUGUUUAUCACCAGUUAAUGAAAAGGUAAUAGUUGUUCCUUAUCUAGUUAACGAAUUAAAGUUUUUAGGUAAUAAUCGCAAUUAUAAAACAUGUUUUGCAAUAUUAGAAAGAAUUCAUAAUAUGAGUUAUGUUUGGCAAAUAGAUUUAUCUAAAAGACAUAAAUUUAUCCAAUCUACCAAAACUGUGUCUUACUUAUCCAAAAAUAGACAACAACUAAUGGAAAGUAUGCCUUAUGAAAUAUUAAACGAAUACAUAAGUAUAAUAUAUUCUAAGGUAUGUAAUUACUCUGCUUCUAAAACCGAAAUACAUAGAUUAAGCGAGUUAGUAUUAGAUAUUUUGAAUAAAGGUCGAUUUUAUCAAGAUUCCAAUAAAAAAAUGAUGAUUCCUCUUAGAAUAUGGAAAAAAUGUUGCAACAUAAUUACACGCACCGGCAGUAUAUAUUUUGUAGACAGAUUUUUACAAAUAAGUUCAAGCAAUGAUCCCAUUUUAAAGGAUUUUGCAGCGAUGGAUUUACAAUUAACUACUAAACAAUAUGAGCCUUUUAUAAAUAUGUUUGUCGAAAAAUAUUCCGAUUUGGAAAAACAUGAACUUAAGCCAUACAAAGAAAUUUUUUCCAAAAUGUAUUUGAAAGCACUUUUGUUGAUUUUAAAUACGAGAGGAUAUGAGAUGGAGUGUUGUAAGAUGUAUGGACUGGCAAGAAAGUAUUGUGCCCAUGAUUUAAAAUUGGAUAUACUAAAUAAGACUGAAAAGGUUGGGUUCUUAAGCCUGGGGCUAUUGGUUAAAGAUGAUAUUUCACGAGACUUAAUUGAUUUAAAGGACUUUCAAUUGACCUUUGAUCAGUAUCUAAAAGCUUUUGUUACUAAUAAUAUAGAUUUUACUAGUGCCAUUACUAAAAACUACACACAAGAUUUAGAUUUUUUGACGAUGACAAUCACUUUACCUGAUGGAAUAGUAGAAUUCAAGGAAUAUGUUGAUUAUUGUUUUAAAAUAAUUGACGGGAGGGACAAAUUAAAACCAUUAGUGAUUCAUCACCUUUUAAAAUUUUCAGCGGAAAACUAUAGGUUAAGUGGAGUUCUAGACAUUUUGACACAAAUUUUGAAAGUGUCCCAUUACCAAUUGAAAGAUUUACUUGACGUUACAAAUUUUUUACAAAACGAUAGAGAUGCAAUUUUUUCAAUUUUUCAAGCUUUGGCUAGAAGCACCUCGGGUAAAAUCACUGGAUAUCUUAUAUACAAAACAUUUGAUGAAUUGAACCUUGCUAGAAAAUUUACUGUAGAAGAUUAUUAUUGUUUGAUUAAAUCAUGCUUAUGUGGUGACGAGCAUCUUUCCAGCUACUUUUAUAUAUAUGAACUAGUCAAGAACUGGGGGCAUACGUUUUUACAGGUGGAUAAGCUUGAUAACGAAGUAAUAUCACUAAAUGGACCAUGUUAA